CGGACUAAGUUUUUUAUGCUGCGGGCAGCAUCUCUGUCACCCCUCCUUUACACUCAUCUCCUCAACCGGGAAUGAAUGAGGGAAGAAACAAUCGGCGCCAAGCAUUUUAGUACUCCUUCGAAACCCUAACUUCACCAUUACCAUCUUCCUCCGACUCGAUGCCGCUUCCCACUCUUCCAUUCGAUAUUGUAGUGGAAAUUCUCUCUAGGCUUCCUGUGAGGUUCCUCAUGCAACUCCAAUGCGUCUGCAAAUCCUGGAAGUCUCUAAUCUCCGAUCCCAAAUUCGCGAAAAAACACCUUCGCCACGCGAGUCAGAGCCUCAUCUUAACCCUCAGGAAACCCUCACGCGAUUUCGUUCUAAUAGCUAACCCUCUCUCCUCCGUUUUCACAGAAGCGCCCACCACAGCCCUACAGCUAGAGUACCCGGUAAAUAAACAAAACCAUCACAUUUUCAUUGUUGGAUCUUGUCACGGCAUCCUUUGUUUCCGUUUUUCAGAUAUGCUUUUUUUGUGGAAUCCUUCAAUUAGAAAAUUUAAGAAAUUGCCCUCUUUGGAUGAGGAAUAUACCACACCACACGGAUUUUUCUUUGGCUAUGAUAAUUUGAGUGACACUUACAAGGUUAUUGUCCUUUGUUGUGAAUCUAUUCUUAGAGAUUUCAAAUUUCAAGUAAAUGUUCUUACUUUGGGAACCACUUCUUGGAGAACACUUCAAGUAAAUGAUAAUUUGAAAAAUAGUCUCAUUAUGGAUAAAUCAGGAAAAUUCGUUAGUGGGGCUAUUAAUUGGUUAACAUAUAGACAUAAACAUUCUUCAUGGGUCAUUCUUUCACUUGACUUGGAGAAGGAGUUUUAUAGAGAGCUACCGCAGCCUGAUUAUGGAGGGGUAAAUGUUGUUGAUUUCAACUUAGAUGUUUUGAGGGAUUGUUUGUGCAUAUUGUCUCAUGCCCAUACUUUUUCAGAUGUGUGGCUUAUGAAGGAGUAUGGAAAUAAAGAUUCUUGGACUAAAUUGUUUCGUCUUCCUCACACCAGAAAUCUUGGUUCUUGCCCUCAUGUUUCGGCAAUUUAUGUUUCUCAUGAUGAUCAAGUGCUAUUUGAUAUUCAGCGAGAAGAGUUGGUUGUUUACAAUUCUAGAGAUGGUACUUUUAAGGAUCCCGGUAUUCAGAACAUGGGUGGCUGGGUGGAUUCAGAAGUCUACCAUGAGAGUUUGAUAUCACCUUGCUUUUAAAUACUAACAUGUAUGUGCGAUGCUAUGUUAUGUCCCUUGUGUAUCAAGAAUCCAUCUACUGGAUUCUUCAACUCCCUCAUUGCAACUUUUAUGUUGAUUUCCAUUUGUGUUAUGUAUUUUAUGUUUACUGGUCCCUUCAUGGUUUAUUGUUUAGUUAUUGGUAGAUGGAAUUUGCAGCAUGAGACAUUGUUGUGUUACGUUUAAUAUAUUUGUUAGUUAGAGUUUUAUUUGUUAGUUCGUUUACAGUGCAUUUCAUUAUAUGGUUAAUGGCUACAAGGCAUUGUUGCCGGGAUGUUUGAAGCAAUGUGAAGUUUCUUUUGUCUCUAGUUAUAGAGUGCUAUUUUAUGCCAAAAGCAAAGAAUCAUUAUUCUAGAAUUUCUGCAUCAUUCCUCUCCACCAUCCCAACGGUAAUAUAUUUACUCUCAUUUUGUCUCACUAAAUUUUUUUUUGUUUUCUUCUAUUUCACAAUAGCUUUCUAUGCAUAGGUUUGAUUUCAUUGUGUAUCGGUGCUUUGGUCCCAAACUUGAACCCUUUUGUGGGAAUUACAAUAUUCAAUAGUUGAAAUUGUAAUUUUAUUCAAAUGAAUAUUGAUCCACUAAAGCACGGACACUUCUAAAACAACCCCGACACCGUUAAUAAUUUGAAAAAAUGAAUAAAUUAAAUGUAAUUGCAAGUGUCGGUGCAGGUGUCUGUCAUCGACACGGACACGCCUGAUUUCAGAGGAGUCGAUGCUUCAUAUUCCACUUUUAUCUCAUGAAAGUAUAGAAAGUAGGAUAUAGGUUCAUGACUUCUGAAAAUUAUGACUAGUACUUGAAUUAGUGGUGGUUGAUUUGAGAAUUUUAGUGAAAUGUCCAAGUCUAAACCAUCUAUAGUUUGUUGUUACAUGGUUGCUCAAAGAUAGAGACAUGUAACUCUGGUUUUUGCUCUCUUUUUUCAUUGUAUUUUCUGGUAUCCUUGGUCUCUUUAUUAGUACCCCACCAACACCAUCCAUCUUUCUUCUCAAUUAGUUUGAUGUUUAGUCUAUUUGAUUUUAGUCGCACCUCUUAAAAUCAAAUAUAUUUCAUUGUGUUAGAUACAAUAUUUAUACAUGUUUCUUAGCUGUGAAGACAAAACUUUUAGAUUUGGAUACCAAUAGACCUUAAACGUCAUGUGCUGAGUUGGGAUCACUGCUUGAAAACGCUUUUUAUUA
Vicia villosa (hairy vetch) is the source of this 2409-nucleotide messenger RNA. RefSeq names its product F-box/kelch-repeat protein At3g23880-like. The record is from RefSeq and is a predicted model, not a curated record. The transcript has a single exon. The coding region runs from base 159 to 1220 and encodes 353 amino acids. Lineage: Eukaryota; Viridiplantae; Streptophyta; Magnoliopsida; Fabales; Fabaceae. Gene Ontology annotation, molecular function: protein binding.